AAUAUCAUAUUUGACAGAAGAGCCAAAAAUGAAUUAUUGGAGAUACACUACAUUUCUUUUAAAAGUUAUUUCUAUUUAAUUAUUUAUUGUAUUUAUAAAGUACGCUGCAUUGUGGCUACUAAUAUUAUAUUUAAUAAAAUUAGCCGGAUAUUAAGUUAAUAGAUAUACGGAAAAAUACAUGAUGUUGCUAAACGGCAACAUGCCUAUUAGAUUCAAGCCAUUAGAGUUUAGUUGUUUCAAUUGGUUGUACAGUGUCGCACCAUGUUUUCCCGUAAAUGCAAGCAAAAUUAAUAUAAUCAAUGAUCCUAAAAAGUUUUACGACACAUUGUGUGACAGAUUUCGGAAUGCAAACCGACGGAUAUCAGUCGCAAGUCUCUACUUAGGAACUGGAACUAUGGAAAAAAAGCUCUUGGACAUUACCAAAAAGAACUUAAAAGAUAACAAAUGUUUAAAUUUUAAAGUUCUGUUAGAUUACCAGCGAGGUACGCGAGGGGAAGUGAACUCAGUGACUCUGUUAAAAGACUUUUUUACCAGUGAUAGUAACCAGUGUUCAGUCAGUUUGUAUCAGACACCUAGAUUGCAUGGUUCGUGGUCCAAGGCAUUGCCGUCUCGGUAUAACGAGUUGGUGGGACUGCAGCAUAUGAAGCUGUACAUUGCAGAUGACUCUGUGUUGUUGAGUGGUGCCAAUUAUUCCAAUGACUACUUCCAACAGAGACAAGACCGCUACAUAGAGAUUGAGGAUGCAGAACUAGCAAAUUUUUACAGUGAACUCAUAGAUGAGGUGAGCAAGUUUAGCAAAGAAUCAUCGAAGGAUGGUAUUAGAGAAAGGAAGUAUGCCUCAAAGGAGUUGUUCAUACAAGAUAUGAGGAAGAGUAUUAAUGCUUUUGUGGCAAGAUGGCAGGAGCAACAGACAAACAGGCUUAUAUCUUUCGACAAUAGUAGUGAUGAUACAAAAGAUACCUGGAUAUUUCCUCUAGUACAAAUGGGAGAGUUUGGCAUCACUCAAGAUGAACAGGUCACCAAAAAGUUUCUAGCAACUGUACCAGAAGGUUCUAUCAUCAGACUGGCUACUGGAUAUUUCAACCUUACGAAUGAAUAUGCCAAAACUUUAUUGAACUACUGUAAAGCCAACAUUAGCUUGUUAAUGGCUCAUCCAAAUGCCAAUGGAUUUUUGGGUGCUGCUGGUCCAGCUGGCGGAAUUCCACAUGCCUAUUCAUUAAUUGCUAGGAAGUUUUGGCAAAAAGUUUUGGAUUCUAAACAGAUGAACAGAGUGGAGAUGUUGGAAUAUGAGAGACCUGGAUGGACAUUCCAUGCAAAAGGGUUAUGGUAUUACCCACCAGGGUGUGGAGUGCCAUGGGCUACUAUAGUAGGUUCGGCAAACUUGGGUGAGCGGUCUGUCAGACGCGACCUUGAAGCACAGGCUGCCAUAUUCACCGUAUCACCAGAACUACAGCUGAAAUUACAUGAAGAAUCACAGCUGUUGCACAAAUAUGCUAGUGAGUGCAGUAGUCAACUACAGAACCGAGACACGCCUCUAUGGGUGCGGGCUACAGUUGGUCUGUUUAGAACAUACUUUUAAAUGUUACACGAAAUUGCGCCAUUUUUGUUGGUAUGCGAGGGCCAGAAAGCUUUUGUUAUGCUUUGUGACCAUAAGGCCGCGAACGCACAGGCAGGUGGCUUCCUUAGCGUCUAGUGUCACCUAGCGAGUAGCCCAGUAAAACGAACGUUCUAAAAUGAACGCGACCGGCUGCACUGCGCGCUUAGCGCCUAGCUAGUCGCUUGGCGUGCAUGCGCUAAGCGCGCGCGCUAGACACUAGGCGCUAAGCAAGCCACCUGCCUGUGCGUUCGCGGCCUAACUGUUAUAAUCUUAAGAUGUUAAAAGUAAAAAGCGUAUGCUUUUGUGAAGGAAAUUAAAAAUAAUACAAUGAGGUUGGUAGUUGUGAAGUUAGUCAAUUCUUUAAGUACCUAUUUUAAUGUAGAAAUUAAAAAUUAAUGAAAAGAUGAACAUGUAAACUGUUGAAACUGUAACAGGUACUUAAUUCAGCCGUCACAAGUAGGUACCCUAAAAGUUGUUUUGUUAAUAAUUUUAUAUUUGUAAUGUAAUAUUAUUUUAUUUAUUAUGUUUAUUUUAUAACUUUGGUAUUAUAGUGAAUUGUGCAGCUGCUAAUUAAUUACGUUUUCUUUAUGUAAAUCAGUAUUAAUUUCAAGCUGUGUGUUCAUUGAGCCAUUUGACAAAAUAGUUACCAAAGUGUAGUUUGUAAUGUUGUUAGACAGUUUAUAACAAUUUGUUGACUUUAUAACAUGUUACAUGAUGGAAGUUGUAA
Spodoptera frugiperda (fall armyworm) is the source of this 2324-nucleotide messenger RNA. It is a transcript of the gene PGS1, whose product is annotated as CDP-diacylglycerol--glycerol-3-phosphate 3-phosphatidyltransferase, mitochondrial. Gene Ontology annotation, molecular function: CDP-diacylglycerol-glycerol-3-phosphate 3-phosphatidyltransferase activity. Bases 179 to 1579 code for a protein of 466 amino acids. NCBI's taxonomy places the organism in Eukaryota, Metazoa, Arthropoda, Insecta, Lepidoptera, Noctuidae. Gene Ontology annotation, cellular component: mitochondrion. The transcript is spliced from 7 exons. The record is from RefSeq and is a predicted model, not a curated record. Gene Ontology annotation, biological process: cardiolipin biosynthetic process.